Molecule: messenger RNA, 10538 nt
Organism: Mytilus trossulus (common blue mussel)
Lineage: Eukaryota; Metazoa; Mollusca; Bivalvia; Mytilida; Mytilidae
Product: tyrosine-protein phosphatase non-receptor type 23-like
Exons: 29
Coding region: 10-7341 (2443 amino acids)
Biological process (GO): protein transport to vacuole involved in ubiquitin-dependent protein catabolic process via the multivesicular body sorting pathway; protein dephosphorylation; endocytic recycling
Cellular component (GO): endosome
Molecular function (GO): protein tyrosine phosphatase activity; protein binding
Source: RefSeq, a predicted model, not a curated record
ACAAGAAAAAUGGAGGCUGUGCCUCGGAUGCCGAUGCUGUCUUUUGAACUUAAACAGUGUCCAGAAUAUGUUGAUUUUGGUCCAGUCUUGAAGCAGUACAUCAAGAACCAUUAUGGAGAAGAUCCUGCUCAUUAUAACAAAGCUUGUAGUGAUCUAGAACAGCUGAGACAGAGUGCUGUCCAUGUGUCACAUGAUUUCAUGGGAUGUAGUACAUUGAAGAAGUACUAUGCCCAGUUACAAUUCUUACAAGGGAGGUUCCCCAUGGGGGAGGAAGGAGAAUGUGGGAUCAAUUUUACCUGGGAGGAUGUUUUCCUGGGAAGAGAAGUUACGAUUCCUGAUGUGAAGUUUGAACAGGCCUGUAUUCUAUACAACAUAGGAGCUUUACAUUCUAUACUAGGCAGUAUAGAAACUAGACAGAGUGCAGAUGGGAUGAAGGUAUCCUGUACUCAUUUCCAGUGUGCUGCUUGGGCAUUUGAAUAUUUACGUGAUCAUUUUGGAUCGUCUAAUCUUAGUGUAGAUAUGUCACAUGAAGUCUUAACAUUUCAAGUACAUUUAAUGCUGGCCCAAGCACAGGAAUGUAUUUUAGAGAAGUCCAUGAUAGAUAGCAGAAAGAACACAAUCACAGCUAAAGUCUCAGCACAAGUUGUGGAAUUCUACAGAACUGUCAUCAAAUCAUUGCAGACAGAAAACAUGGAUGCCAUCUUAGGCUCACGAAAGUAUAAGGACUGGAAGAAGAGAGCAGAACUAAAGAUUUUAUUUUAUGAAGUUAUCACCAAUUAUUACAUGGGAAGGAACUCUGAGGAACAGGAAAAGUUUGGAGAAUGUGUGGCUUACUAUACAUUGUCUUAUGAUAAAUUGAAGGAUGCUAUUAAGAUGGCUAAGAGUGAGUCGUCUGAUAUCCAGGAGUCGUUGAGAUUUACAAAUGAUGUUGUGGGUGGCAAGUUUCAGUCUGCAAAGAAAGACAAUGAUUAUGUAUAUCAUGAAAAAAUACCUGCAGGAGACACACUUCCAGAGGUCAAAGGUGCAUCUUUAGUAAAAGGUAUACCAUUCAACUGGAACGAUCCUGAAGUAUCAGGACCAGAUAUAUUCCAGAAACUGGUUCCCAUGUCUGCUCAUGAGGCAUCGUCUAUGUACAGUGAAGAAAAGGCAAAGUUAAUGAGAACAGUUGGAGCAGAAAUAGAGGCGAAAAAUAUGGCUUUAUUACAGUUCAUGUCCUCUUUGAACCUUGACCCCUCUAAACUGAACUUUGAACCCGAGAGACUGCCGCAAGAUUUGCUAGAGAAGUGUGCUGCUGUUAGUGUUAGACCAAAUGCUAUUAAAGACUUGGUGGAUGCAAUGGGAGCUGUAUCUAACACUGCUACAGACGUUGAGCUUGCUAUACAGGAAAUCAAUGAUUUGAUAGAAAAUGAUGUAAAGGAAGAUGAAGAGUUUCAGAAACAGUUUGGAAAAAGAUCCCAGAACCCAAUGUUACCUGAAAUAAAGAAAGACUGUGACAGGUUCCAGGAAGGUCAUAAAAAAGGGAACCAGUCUAAUGUGGAUUUACAUAAAGCAAUGAAUACACACAUUACCAACCUAAAGCUUCUUGCUGGUCCCUUAGAAGACAUAAAGAACCACCUGCCAUCACUGGAAAGAGACAGAGAUCCAGAGUCAGAAGCUGUUGUGAAAGAGCUACAAAGGUUACUUGAUAAAGUGGAGGAAAUGAAGAAUCAGAGAGCCAUGCUAGAGGAACAGUUUAGGAAACAGGUCAAAGAAGAUGAUAUAACCAAUCAAAUUGUAGCACAGGAUGGUGGAAGUAAUACUAUGGUAAUGUUUGAAGAACAACUGAAAAAACAUGACAAACAGAUAGGUUACAUCCAUCAGAACUUAGAUGCCCAGGAUAACAUACUGAGAGCUCUGACUGAUGUAAAUGCUAGAUAUGCUACUACAAGGAGAGCCACUGCAGAUACAAUUACCAGGAGAGAAGCCACUAUAGAGGGACUAAAGAACUCAUAUGAUGUUUAUGAAGAUUUAUUAGCUAAGUCACAGAAAGGUUUGGAAUUCUAUAAGAAGCUUGAAACCAACAUCAACAGGUUGCUAGAACGAUGCAGAGGAAUUUGUAAACAGCAAGCAGAAGAACGACAACAAAUUAUAGACAGACUCAAACCUAAAGAACCUCCUGUAAGACCUGUAACUCAGAAACCAGCAGAUGCAUCAACAAUGCUUCAAGGUCCAGGCAGUGCCUUACCAUAUGGUCCUUCUAAUUUUUCGAAUAGUCCAGGUGGAGUCAUGCCUGGUAGUCCAUCUGGUCCAAUCGGCCCAAUACCAGACUUGCAUGCAUCCCUGCCAGGUUUUGAAGGACCUAAGUUAAAGGAUUAUCUCCCUUUUAUGAAACCUAAAACAUUUGGAAAAGGCAGAGUGGCAACUGGAUCCCUGCCUAGUAGUUUAAUAUCAUCACCAGUUCAUCUUCCUCCUGGGCCAGAUAGUUUACCAGCUAGUCCAUUACAUGGCAUGAGUGAUGAAGAUAUUAGAAAACUGGGAAUCACAGACCCAAAAGUUUUAGCUAUGAUAAGAGCUCAUUCGUUACCUCCUGUGACUGGGUCAUCUCAACAGCCAUCAGGGGUUGGUGGGUACCAGCAGACACCAGGGGCAGGUGGGUACCAACAGCCACAUGGGAAUGGUGGAUACCAGCAGCCUCCAGGGGGCCAAGGUUAUCAGCAUCCGUCAGCAGGGGAAACUGGUCAAGCUGUAAAUUAUCCAUCACGGUCACAAUCUCCAAGUUUACAAGGCGGCAUGACUGGUACAGUGAGAUUUGAUAGAUCUACCAAACCAUCUGGUUACAUGCAAAAUCUUGGACCUCAGGGUAUGCCACAAUCACAACAAAGAAUGGUCCAACCAGGUGUGCCACAGUCUGCAGCAGGAUAUAAUAUGUGUCAGCCACAAUCAGGAAUGCCACCAGGUAUGCCACAGAUGCAAGGUGGCUUUGGUCCAAAUGUCAGUUACCCCUCAACUAAUUACUCGCAGAUGCCUCCAAGUACAUCAGCAGGACAACAGACUCCAGGGCCAAAUCAAUCAUUUUCUAGUCAGGCUGUAUCUAGCCAGUCUAACUACCAACCAACACAAGGGCAAGCUGUUUCCCAUCAAGGAUAUACCAUGGGACAUAUGGGACAGGUUCAGACUGGACAACAUGUACCUCAAACAAAUGUGGUGUCUUCAACAGGACAGCAGGACCCAACUAGUGGUGCAACCCCACCAGGAGCACAAUAUGUUCCUUCAGGACACCCAGCACAGUCUGGUAUGGCUCCACCAGGGUAUGGAAAUGCAUUGCAGGAUAGAUUGAAUCAGAUACCAUCAUCUGCACAACAAAAUUAUAUGGCACAGACUAGUACAACAACAUACAACCAACCCUCUGCACAGAGGUCAUCACAAGGUGAAGUUCAUUCAACACGUGGGAUUUCACCACAUCCACAGAAUCUUUCUGAACAGUCAAAGUAUACGCCUCAACAAACAAUAAACUCUCAGCCAAGUCAGAGUCAAGGGCAAAUGUAUCAGCAAGGUCAGAUGGGUGAAGGUCAAAACCAGCAAUCUCAAAACUAUCCUCCUCAAGGUCAAGUUCAACUACCACAACAACAGAGUCAACAACAGUGGUUACCAACAGCAGUUCCUGGAAAUAAUCAAUAUACCCAAUCUGGACAGCAACCUCCUAUUCAACAAGCCCAGGAUCAAAGAUUUCAACAGCCAAUUGCUAGUCAACAAACCCCUGGUCAGCCAUCAGGACAGAGAUUUCAACAGCCAAAUGUUGGUCAACAGCAAACGUUUCAGACACCCCAAAGGUUUCCUCAGGCAAAUAUUAGUCAAGAACAACAGGGACAAAGAUUUCAACAACCAAAUGUGAGUCAACAACAAAGUCAAUAUUAUGGACAGCAACCUAAUAAUCAACAAGGUCAAGGUGGUCCUCAAAGUUCAGUGCAAUAUCCAAAUAAUCAAGGGCAAAAUAUUCGUGUGACCUCUCAGACUCCACCCCCACAGACACAGGUUCAACAACCAAAUGUAAGUCAACAUCAAAAUCAAUAUUAUGGACAGCAACCAUAUAAUCAACAAGGUCAAGGUGGUCCUCAAAGGUCAGCACAAUAUCCACCAAAUCAAGGUCAAAAUACUCACUUGACCUCUCAGAAUCCAUCUCAACAGAGGCAGAUUCAGCAACCAAACGUAAGUCAACAGCAACCUCAAUAUUAUGGACAGCAACCUGGUAAUCAACAAGGUCCAGGUGGUCCUCAACAUUUAACACAGUAUCCACAAAAUCAAGGGCAAAAUACUCAAGUGACUUCUCAGACAACGCCCCAACAGUCAAAGAUGUCAUUGCCACAACCAUCCCAGUUCUCACAGGAGCAAAGAAAUCCUCAACAGUUUGGACAACAGCCAACAAGCCAACAACAAAGUACACCACAACAGUUUGGACAACAGCCAACAAGCCAACAACAAAAUACACUACAGCAGUUUGGACAACAGGCUUUGCAACAACCAUAUAAUGGAUAUGGUGGUCAGCAUCAGAAUAGUCAGCAAACUUCAACAUCUGGUAAUGGUCCUGCACAGAUGAGUCAGGCCGGUCAAGGUCAAAUGCAAUAUAUGUCCAAUCAGUCUAGUCAAGGUUACUCAAGAGGUCAGCCAGUUCAAGGACAACAGACACAACAGCCAUCAUCAGGUCAAGGAUUCGGUAGUCAACAGGGAAAUCAGUUUUCAGGACAACAAGUUCCACAAACUGGACAACAAAUACCAAGACAACCUGGACCACAAUUACAGCAUGGUACACAGCCACAAAUUCCACAGACUUCAUCCACUUUUAUUGGAUUUGGCCAACAGCCCCAGGUCCAACAAUCAAGUUCAUUGCCACAAGGCCCUCAACAAAUGCAGGCAAUUCCACCAGGAAUGCCACAACAGGGUGGAUAUGUACAACAAGUGCAAAAUAUGACUACAAUGGCAAAUACGAUGCCACAAAAUAAAGGAGGCAUUCAGCAACAAGGUCAGUCCAUGCCAACAGUGGCACAGUCUGGUCAACCACCUAUUGGGAGUAGCCAACAACAAGGACAGACACAGGUGCCACAACAACGAUAUCAAUCACCAGUGCCACCGCCUAGUAAUGUACAGCCAUCGGUAUCCAUGACUUCCCAGCACCAUGGUUACCCUACAGUACAGCAACAGACAAAUAAUCAACAGAUACAGAGACCUCUAUCUGGACAGUCACAAAUGUCACAGCCAUUACCUCAGAAAGGUACACCACAGCCUAGUUAUUCAUCAACAACAAUACAGCAAAUGAACCCACUAUCUCCACCAGAUAUCCUACCACAACCUAUCCUACCAAGCCCAAUGAAACCAGUAACAGAGAUCCAGUCAUCCUUACAGGAAGUUACUAUGGAAACAAAAACGUCAUCUUUACAAGAUGUCACAGAACUAGAGACUACAUCAAAGAUGGAAUUUCAUACCAGAGCUAGAGAAUCUCCAAUAGUACAAAGAAAACAGCCUGAAAAGUCACAUUCCAGAUCCAAUUCUAACACCAGCCAAUCAGAAUUCAAGUUGCCUUCAAGGAAACAUUCCUGUUCUUCAAUUGGUUCAUCUCUGGAUGACAUUUUAUCAUCAAGUCCAGUAGACUCCACCCAUGAACCACCUGAUUCAGUUCUAACACCCAAGGUUCUCACAGCACAGGAAAUAGCACAACAGAAAGAGGAUGCUAUUUUGAAAGGAAACCUGGGAAGACAGUUUUCUAAAGAUCCUUAUCCUGAUUCGUCUAAAAUGGAUAAAUUUGUUGCAGAGACUGAAAAAUUGGCCAAGUUUGUUGAAAGUUUAGAUAAAGCUACAUGUUCUGGACCCUCACAUUUAGAUAUAGCAUGGAAGGAGGUGAUAGAAGACUAUGAUAUCCAUGGUAAGAAGAACUCAAUGGCGAUUGGUCGAUGUUAUCCAAUGAAAAACAGAGAUCAGGAUGUUUUACCUUAUGAUGUAUCCAGAGUGUUACUGACUUCACAUAAAGAUGAUUAUAUAAAUGCUAGCUGGAUAAAUGAUUUAGCAGAAUCAUGUCCCAAAUUUAUUGCCACACAAGCUCCAUUACACUCCACUAUGUUUGACUUCUGGUUGAUGGUUUAUGAGCAAGGGUCAGAGGUCAUUGUAAUGCUGUCUAGUGAAACAGAAAAUAAAGACACAAAGAAAUUUCCUGAAUAUUGGCCACCAGAGAAAGGCAAAUUAACCCACCAUGGUCCUAUCACAUUAACACUACAGAGCUUGAAAGAGACACAACUGUGGACAGAGAGAAUUAUCUACCUACAACACCAACAAACAAAGACUGGCAGAACUAUAGUACAUCUACAGUAUAAAAACUGGCCUGUCAGUGGAUUUCCAGAGAAGGUCCCUAGUGUGCUACAGUUCAUCAAUGAAGUCCAUAACUUCUAUAGACAGCAGAGAAGUCUACAAAAACCUGUUAUGGUUCACUGCAGUAAUGGUAUAGGUAGAACUGGUACCUUUUUGAUGAUUUAUACUGGAAUGCAAGAGAUAGAUCAUGGUAAUGGUAUCAUCAACGUACAGGCAGUCGGUAAAAAGAUGUUACAACAACGCAGAUAUGUCAUCAGAGAGAAAAGUCAACUUAAAUUCUGUUACGGAGCUAUCUUGUACCAUGCACAGGAUAUAUUGGCAAAACAGGGGAUAUUGGUCCAUAAAGCAUCUUUUGGAGACAAGCUUCCUCACCCUGGAGAGAAGUCGUACCAGUGGACACCAGCAGAAGAUGUGAUAUUUGGAGCAUGCAGUAUAAAUGAUCUUAAGAGCAAUGUAGAAAAACUUGGAUUACAUUUAGGAAUAUCAAACAAACAUUCUAGUCCAAAGAAAACUGUUAUUCCCAAACAGGAGCUCUCCAGUGAGGAGGUGGAUAAACAACAGAAACAUUUUUUACCUUCAAAGACAGAAGAUCAUAAAAUGGAAGGAACUCUAAUGAGCAGUUUACCUGAUGUUGUUCAACGAACAGAUGCGGCUAGACAGAGUGGUGAUAAUGACCAAAAGUUGACUGGGUCCCUGUCUGGCUCUAAUGCAUCACUUUUAAGUGUUGGAUCAGAAUCAGAAAAGAUAACAGGUUCACCAAUACAUAAGAUAAGGUCCAGAGAUGGUUCACCGAAGCCAAGUUCUCUACAUGGAUCACAUGAGGGAUCACCGAAAAUGCAGUCAUUGAUGGAUUUACAGAACCCAAGUUCAUUUACACUUGGAGCUGACGGAGGAAAGAAGAAAAUAACCAAAGCAAGUUUUCUGGAUAAAACUUCAGGUUUAAGUGAUAAUUUGGACAAUGAUGAUCCCUUUAGUUCAAUAGAUCCACUUUGGACGAUGAAAAAAUAAUUAAUAUUUAUAUGUUUUUUAUAUUAUUUUUUGUAGUAUGUGAUACAGUAUCAAUAUAUUUCUUUCAUUUCUUGAGGCUUUUGCAAUUAAGUACACUUUACAUUAUGUUAGGAUCAUCAAAUUGCAAUCGACUGCCUGCCUACUUCUCUCAUUUUUGAUUUUAUGCACAAAAUGUCCUAUUUGAACUCUUUUUCAGGUUAUAAGUGUUUGAAUAUUGAUAUGAUUUUAACUGAGUGUAAAACUAUGUAUGUUUUAGGUGAACCAAAUUAAUGUUCACAAAAGUAGGAAUUUACUAAAGGCUUGCAUGUGGACUUAAAGUAACAUUUGAAAUAUGACAGAUAUCUUUUUGCUUGUGUGCAAUUGUUGUAUUUUUCUGAUCAAAUGUUUAGACUUUAUCAUAUUUUGUGAUAAGAAUAUUGUGCUUUGGAGAUGUAUUUUUGGGCUUUAAUUGUUAUUAUGAAGUUUAUUUUUAAGAAGGCAUAAUAUUUAUAAGACGAAUAUCAAGCAUUAUAUUAAGAAUGUAGAGAAGAAUGCACAGUUUAGUCAGAGUUUGCAAAGGUUUCUGGACAGUCUUUGCACAUUUAUGUACUGUUUUCAAUUAUUCUUUACUAGUUUGGAAUAAAACUUCACAGGACAAUUUUUUAUGCCACAUUCAGUUCAAGUGAGAAAAAGCAUGUAACUGUUCCAACAAGCUUAUAGUUUUGAUAGUUGUCGUGCAAGUAUAUAAAGAUAACAGAAAACUUCAUUUUGAUAAACAAUAUUUAUAUGGAAUAUUACAGAAACAAGGCAACAUUUAUUAUGCCUGAACAUCUUAUUCUUGCUUAAACUUUAAUUUGCAUCAAACCAGGUCUUAUCUAAUUUGUCCCCCUAAUUUAAGGUUGCAGGGCUCUUGAAAUGUAUGACAGCAUAAUAGUCAAUAGACUUUUCAGAUUGUAAUAAAAGUAAUUAGAUUUUUAUUCUCAUUGACAAUAUACAUAAUUCAAUGUUUGGCAAAAUUAUUUAUUGAUGGCAAAUGUACUGUAACUUUAAACACUUUUGCAUGUAUUUAGAUUUUAUUGUAAUGCAUUUUUUUAGCAAUGGAACAAAAUGUGGGAUGAUUUUUUGGGAUGUAUUAUAUUAUUCUGUGAACAGGGAAGGGGGAGGGGAUUCUCAGUAUGAAUAGUAAAGAAUUGAUGGGCUACUUAUUUAAACUAGCAAAGUAUACAUUGAUGAUUUUUAGUUGAAAGCACAUAUACAUAAUCAGAGGGCAUUAUACUGUGAAUUAUAUGAUCUGUUGUUUUUUUGUCAUUAAUUAUUUGCAUUUAUCGGACCACAGAUGAAUUAUAACGUUGUGAUUGGUUGAACGUCUUCACAUGAUUACCCCUUAUGAGACCGUAUGGGGUUAGUAAGUUUCAUAUGGGGUUCAUGACACGUUAUAAUUAUUUGUAUAUAAAGUCCAUUAGAAUAAACAACACUCCAGUGAAUAAGGUGCGUUUCAAUGUUACAGUUACUCUGAGUUUGUUUCUAUUGAUUGAAUUAUCAUUCACCAAAAAUAAAAAAAUUGUUUUGAUUUUUAUUGGAUAUAUGGUUGAGCUGUUAACUUACCAAACUACUGGUAUAAUCAGAUAUUAUUGCACACAUUUAUUAUUGCGAUUUUGUCAUUUUAGGCUGAAAUACGUUUAUUAUUUUUCCGAUAUUGCGAAAAUAUUGUUUGAUUUAUAUAAAAAAAAAAAAAUAGAAUUCAAAUUAUUGCUAUUAUAAUCCUGUUGCAUUUUUUUGCAAUAAUAAAAACAUCGCAAUUAUUUCUAAAUUUACAGUACAUGUAUAUGACACUUGAAAUUUAGAAAGAAAUGUUGGGUGGAAUGAGGGGAAUCACACUAUGUUUUAACAACAUUUCUAUCGUCUAAAUUUGACAUUUUAUUUUUAAAAUGCUAAAUUAUAAUGUAUUUAUUAAAAUCAGGAAACCACAUUAAUAUGAGCCAGUGGACCAAUUUACUAAAUUGUGGGUUUUUGCACCUAAUAUUUGAAAACAUCCAUAGUUUUUUUUGUUUUAUUUUGUGGCCGGUUUGGCCCAGCUGUGGAACGUUAGUAAAUUUUCCUGUGUAAUUGUUAACCUGUUUUGGUAAUAUUCUUUUUAACUUUAUAAAACAUAUCAUUUCGGGCGUAUCAGUUAGGACAAUAUUGGUUUAUAUAAUACGAUAAAAAUCAUGUAAUUGAAUUUAGAACCUGGAAAAUUUAAAUUAAGAAAAGAGAUUGCUGUAUAAAAAAACAAUUCUUAGAGUAAUCAAUUAUCUGUAUACAUGUAUUUAAAUACAAAAUAUUAUUUAUUCUUUUUAUUGCACAGGGAUGAAGACAUAAUUAUAAUAAAUAUAUGCAUUUCAUGAACGCACACAGAAAAUUAAACUAUUUGUAACCACUCUUUUUUUAUGGUGGAUAAAAAACAUCUCAUUUCAAUGUUUGGUGGAUUAUGUAAUUUCACCCUUACUGCUACUGUCCCCUCAAAAAUUAUGUAGGUAUUCUGAGAAAAAAAUAUUCAAUUAGAAAAAAAUCUUUUUUGUCUAUUAAAAGUCAAUUUAUCAAUUUUAUGAUGCAAGAUCAUGAAGAUAGAAAAUGACAUGUCCCUCCAAUAGAGUAGGCACUAGCAUGAAUAGACCCCACCCAAGCUAUAUAGUAUAUCAUGUAAUACAUUAAGUGCUUUAAAUUUUUAUAUGGUGUAUUAUGUGACAGAGUAAAAAAGUGAGACAUAGGUAUUCUGUUUAUAGCGACGACUGCAUCAUCUUUAUGUUAGUUUGAGAUUAUAUGAGUUCAAAAUAAAUAAUAUUUGAUAUGCAUGCGCUUUACCACUGGCACACCACAUUUCCAUGGAGAUUAUUUGGUCCUAUACCUUUAGUCAUUGACUGCAUAUUUUGCAUAACUUAAUGUUAAUCAAGUAUUGAUUUUUUUGCAAUAUUUGCAUUUUACUAUCAAAAUAACAAAAAGGUGAGACAUAUCUCUGUGUUAAUAGUUUAUAUAAUUUUAUAUUUGCAAAUCUGUUUUCCCAUUUAACACUGCAAAUGUACUUAUUUACAAAUUUAUAAAUAAAUAUCAGCAGCCUUUAUUGUGAUAGUGUUGUGUAUAAUUGUUAUCAUUGUUUAGCUUCACGACGCUAUAUAUGUAUAUUAUGUUAAUAUGAAGACAAAUUAUUUAUUGUUAAUUGUGAAAUAUAUAAAUUACAAACU